Molecule: messenger RNA, 894 nt
Organism: Leishmania major strain Friedlin
Lineage: Eukaryota; Euglenozoa; Kinetoplastea; Trypanosomatida; Trypanosomatidae
Exons: 1
Coding region: 1-894 (297 amino acids)
Source: RefSeq, a predicted model, not a curated record
AUGUCGAUGCAGCAAGACUUUGUUCACCCGCGUCAGCUGGAUGACAUGCGGGCCAUCCACGCCGCCAUCAACUCUUUCAGCGGUGUCAUGACGAAGAUGAUGGUGCUGAUGAAAGAGCUUGGCACCACGCUGGGGCACGUGAGCCACUCCUUCGAUGCACUCGCCUCUCUCACCUUUACCAAGGACGAGGUAAAGCAGUACGCGCGCAAAUGUGGUGGAGAGAUCAUCAGCAUGAAGGAAGGCAUCGCCUUUUGCGAAUACAACAAGCUCGUGCAUGAGGAUGUGCUGCACCCGGUUGAGCAGCUGAAAGAAUCGCUGAAGGAGGCGGAGCAGGCGGCGAAGGCGGAGAAGAGUGCCUUCGAGAAGUACAAAAAGGCGAAACAGCGCGUCGAUAAGCAGGAGAAGGCCUUUGCCGAGAAGAGCAAGCCCCUCGACACGAGUAAGUCGUAUCCCACGCACGUGCGGGCGCGGAAUAAGGCGCUUGUCUCGCUGCAGAACUGCAAUAACAAAUUCGAGGAAAGGUUCGUGAUGUUGACGAGCGACGUGGAGAGCGUGACAUCGACGGCACUCAGGCGCUACCUCGAACUCAACGCCGGCUACAUGACGUCUGUCGUGGAUGCGCUCACCAAGACGGACCCUACCGUAGAGGAGGCUGCUGUCUUCUACCGUCAAGAGAAGCAGGCGCACAGGCAGAGCGCUGUCGAGCAGUGCUGCUUGCAGGUGAAUUCGGAUCUGAGCACCGCUCAUGCCUCACAGGGGUACCGGUUCGACCCGAGCAGGAUGAAUGGCUGCCUGCACGACACAAUCAUCUUCAAGCGACUUCCAAGUAGGCUUCGGCACAGCACAGGCUCUCGAACACGGUCUCUCCGGGUCAACCGCCCCGCUGUCGAAUGA